Lepisosteus oculatus (spotted gar) is the source of this 3353-nucleotide messenger RNA. The record is from RefSeq and is a predicted model, not a curated record. NCBI's taxonomy places the organism in Eukaryota, Metazoa, Chordata, Actinopteri, Semionotiformes, Lepisosteidae.
AUUGAUUUAAUGUAUACAGAUGAGAAACUUCAAAGAUAUUUUGAAUCAAAUGUGUCCUGGUGUCUAUUCUUUCUCAUAUAGCACCUGAGGUAUUUCACUCCUUCGUGGAAGGGGGGCCUGGUUACUCUUAUCCUGUAGACUGGUGGUCACUUGGGAUCACAGCUUAUGAACUACUGCGAGGCUGGCGACCAUACGAUAUCCACUCCAGUACUCCAGUGGAAGAAAUUGUCAACAUGUUCCGAGCAGAAAGAGUUCACUACUCUUCCACUUGGUCCAAAGGCAUGGUGUCAUUGCUAAGAAAGCUUCUUGCCAAAGACCCAGAAUGCCGCCUUUCAAGUGUUACAGAUAUCCAGAGCUCCCCUUAUCUGGCUGAUGUAAACUGGGACGCAGUUCUAGAGAAGGCGGUAGCUCCAGGCUUUGUUCCAAAUAAGGGGCGUCUGAACUGUGAUCCGACGUUUGAACUGGAAGAGAUGAUUCUUGAGUCCAAACCACUCCACAAAAAGAAGAAAAGAUUAGCUAAGAGCAAAUCAAGAGAUGCCACUAAGGAGUCAUGCCCUCUGCCUGCCCAUCUGCAACAGUGUCUGGAAACAGUGCGACAGGAAUUCAUCAUAUUCAAUAGAGAAAAGUUGAGAAAACAUGGUAAAAGUGGGCAGGACAGCAGCAGUGAGUGUGACACAUCUACCCCAACUCCAGGAAAAGUGCAAGAUGGACAUACCUGUAACAACAAUAUGCUUGGACCAUCAGACAGCCCCACCAUCUGCAAAAGCAAAAGCUAAUUUCAAAGCCAUUUGCCUUAGAAGUAGCAUUCACAGGGGAAGAAUGCCUGCAGACAGCUCUAAUACAGUUUCUCUGUGCAUGCCUUCUUUUUUAAAAAUGGGGGAAAAAGAGCAAACGUUUUUUACUGGAAAUAUUUAGACUGUGCCCACUGCGCUAUUCCUGUAAACUGUGAAAUAUUUCUCCUUUUGAUCAUCACGUUCUUUGUAAGCACAGGCCUUGCCAGCUGCUGCAGAAUGAAGAGGAAAGUUACUCUAAAAACCCAGUUCCUCAGGUUAAUCCCACAUUUUAGGAUGCCUGGUACUUAGCCUUAAGAAUAUAUUCCUUUUAAACCUGCAGAGGUGUGUAAGCCUUCGUGGUCUCCUUAGAUGUGUAUGGUAGUGGCCAGAGCCAUCCAAAAGACAUCGUGCUGCUUUGUUUAACCUAUACACUUCAGAGUAUAGUAUAUCUAUAUACAGAGUAUCUGUAUAUUUCAGCCAAAUGAGAGCCCAUCUUAUUUUAAAGAGAGUGUAGAACAUAAUAAAACUAUUCAAAGACACAUUUGGCUUCAAGAACACUGUGAGGGUCGGAUCUCUAUCAUUAUAUGCAAGUAUGAGGGCAACUAAAAAAGCAGUGUACGUGUACAAUAAUUAAUUCCUGUUUAAAUGUAUGGGAGGCAGAGCUGUUCACUAGUGAACAACAGACGUAGGCUGAAAUAAAAUGUGAGUGGAAUCAAUUGAUUACAGUUCUUGGAAAGGAAAGACAGUAUGUCACAUUUUUUCUAAUAAAUAUUAUCUAUAUAAUGAAGUACCUCUUCAUAUUGAAAACAGUAAGUGUCAAAAGCUUGAAAAGGUAGAUUGGUCUUUAGGUAAAAGAAAAUUCUGGUAAGCCCAAAAAAAUAAUGGUGGAAAAAAAAGAAGUAAAAAAAUUAGCUUUGUUUGCAGAACUUUUGAAAUGGCCUACAGUGACUCGGUCAGUGAACAAAACCAAAAUCCCCCCGUUUUAUGGCACGUUUCAUUUUUUCGUUCCAUUUUUUAUACAGUCUUUACCAUUCUAUAUGACUAAUGUCAACCUUCCUUUGACAGCUAUAAUUUCUUCUGAUUAAUACACACUGAGAUCAAAGAACCUCAAAUGUAAUUAAUCAACAAGAAUCUGGAAAAGUGUUCCAUUAGAUUGCUUUUCUAGUGUCCCUCUUGGUAACAAGUGGCCUGGUGUUGUAUGUAAAAAGUUGAAUUCAGCAUAUCAUUUGAAUUUGUCUGUUUGUCUGUUUUUGUCAUCAAAGGUGGAGUAACAGAAUUUCCUUGUAAAAAGAUUAAGUUCACUGUGGAAUUAAAUAGACUGAACAUUGUAAUUUUUACUGUAUUACGUUCAAUGUUAAGAUAAGCGCUUUCCUUUACCCUUUGUAAACAAUUAAGACCAUAUGGCUGCAUUUUCUUCUGUGCCGCCUCAGUGAAACAUGCCUUAAUAAAUUAAAUAAGGUCAGAGCUAAUGACAUUAACAGUUUUUGCAAUAAUGUUGAGAUGUUUCUUAAAGGUCAGUUAACAUUGUGCUCUUUGUCCUUUCAUUUGGCUAUUUAAGUAAAAUGAACACUAAGUUUCCACCCAGUUUGACAAAGAUAAUUGCAAAAUGUAUCCAAUCAGAAUAUACCAGAUGAAAUCAGUUGGGGGGGGGGUUGUAAGAAAAAAAUAAAAUAAAUAUACAAUGUACUUAUAAGAAGACUGCUAUAAUGAGGCUGAGUGAACAUUACAGAUGAUCCAAACCUAUUGGGAAUGGAGCAAACCAUGAGAUGACAGUGGCAGGGCUAGGAAAAGGAGACAAAAAGUCAGUGACAGAUAAAUGCAAGUACCUGGCAAUGUGAGCCAUGGGAAGACACGUGGAUUUAAACAUGGGAUAACAGCAAAAUGACAAUAGUGAUCUUUCAGGGGGAUGUCCGGUUUCUCAUUCAGCUUUUAAAUAUUGUCCAAAUGCCAGAAAUCCCUUCAUGAGAUGCUCUGAUCCUCGCAGAUUGUACUGUGUUUUUUUUUUGUCUGGAUUUAUUUUCCUGUGGAACCACACUGGUAUUCCAUUUUCUUUAUGAAGGCCAAUGUGCAAUACUGUAAUGUAACAUUUGGUUAAUUUGUUUGUAUUGCCUUCCAUGAUUCUGACACAAGAAGGCUGGUAGCCUGACGGCUCACAUGAGGCGCUGUCAAAUGUUCUAGAGGUUAUGCCUCCCGUUUCUGCCGCUAGGGGCUGCCACUGCUUUUGCCAAACUUCAAAUUUCCUGGUCAGAGAGGCGGAUUGAAAUUAUCUUUCUCUGGACUCAGUAUGAAGUGUGUUGCACUUUGUAAGAAAGUCAAGAAGGUGGUGCUUCAGUUGUUUCAGCAACGAUGUAGCAGAACAAUUUUGCAAAUUUAGAUGUGCAAAUAUUAUGACAUUUUUGUUUUGUUUUUUUGUUAAGACUUGGUAGUAAUAAAUAGGAAGUUUGAAUGUCCAAUGAUUUCCCUAAUGCCCUUAUUGAGCAUUUGUUUUGUAUAUUGUUUUGCCCAUUAUUGCUGUAUGGUAUUCACAGUAGAAACUCCAUCAUUGGAGUUGCUCUUAAAGAACUAACUAUUUAUGAAGAU